This is a messenger RNA of Beauveria bassiana ARSEF 2860, 489 nucleotides long. Its product is annotated as DUF788 domain-containing protein. NCBI's taxonomy places the organism in Eukaryota, Fungi, Ascomycota, Sordariomycetes, Hypocreales, Cordycipitaceae. The record is from RefSeq and is a predicted model, not a curated record. Gene Ontology annotation, cellular component: intracellular membrane-bounded organelle. The transcript has a single exon. Gene Ontology annotation, biological process: vacuolar protein processing. The coding region runs from base 1 to 489 and encodes 162 amino acids.
AUGGCGCAAAAAGCGAAAAAAGACCGCGCCAAGGCCAACGUCGCCGCACUCUAUAACCUGCACCUGGGCUCCGCCAUUGUCAACCUCGUCUUCCUCGCCUCCCACUUUCUGCUGCGCCCGCGCUCCCUCGUGCUCUACGGCGUGCUCUCCGCGCCGGCCCUCGCCUGCGAAUUUGUCCUCGAGCGCUCCGGCCGCCCCCGCCACGACGCCGCGACCGGCGCUCUCAAGUCGGCCGGCGAGGACCUGGCCGCCCCCGGCCUGACCGAGUACAUGUUUGACGUCGUCUGGGUGACGUGGGCCGCCGCCAUCCUCGUCAUGCUGGUCGGCAGCUGGGGCUGGGCUCUCUGGGCCGUCGUCCCCGCGUACGGUGUCUACAUGGCCUCGGGCCUGCUUGGCUUCGGACGCUCGCAGCUCGCGCAGAUGCAGGGACAGGGACAGUCCGAGGCGGCUGCUCCCACGGCCAACCGCAGACAGCGUCGAGCAGCAUGA